Colletotrichum tamarilloi is the source of this 537-nucleotide messenger RNA. RefSeq lists its product as uncharacterized. The annotation marks the transcript as partial. The record is from RefSeq and is a predicted model, not a curated record. The transcript has 2 exons. NCBI's taxonomy places the organism in Eukaryota, Fungi, Ascomycota, Sordariomycetes, Glomerellales, Glomerellaceae.
ACGCAUUCGCACAAACAUCCCCCCCCCCCUUUCGCUUUCCAAGUGCAAGCUGCGGACAUUGCGCUUGCGCUUCUCGGCUACCUUAACCGCACGGUAUCCAGUUCGGACACAAAGAAUCAAGACGACCAGCCAACCCGAAAGCCAGCGAUCCCAUCAGCUGCUAAUCGAGCAACUAACUAUCCGUACGAAGCAGACGUACGAAUAUCUACCUACACUACCACCACUCUUUGCACCGGCUGUUCCGCGACCUGUGCACCACGUUUCCCAAUCCACGUCCACAUCACCUCACCAAGCAGACGAAUAUGCGUAAAUCGCCGCUACCCUACGGAGUCCUGCAGUUCUGAUCUGAACUCAGUCGCUGUGGUUAGGGCAUUUUGGACGCUGACAUAUUUAUUGCUCCCGAGAGCGUCUUCUCUUGACGCACUCUUUAUCCUUUUCUUUCAGCGGACCACAUACGACCAGGACACAGCCAAUGCCAGAAUACAGCCUCUGGGAGGCGGGGAUACGCAAGCCGCACCGGCAGCGCUUGCCAAAUAG